Molecule: messenger RNA, 1072 nt
Organism: Aedes aegypti (yellow fever mosquito)
Lineage: Eukaryota; Metazoa; Arthropoda; Insecta; Diptera; Culicidae
Gene: Pmm2
Product: probable phosphomannomutase
Exons: 1
Coding region: 106-975 (289 amino acids)
Biological process (GO): GDP-mannose biosynthetic process; mannose metabolic process; protein N-linked glycosylation
Cellular component (GO): cytosol
Molecular function (GO): phosphomannomutase activity
Source: RefSeq, a predicted model, not a curated record
UGGUAGCACAUUCGACUCAUAUUAUCGUCGUCUGCUUUUGCUACCCCUCUAAAGCUCGUUUGUUUACCCGGCUUACGAGGGUGAUGAUUGCAGGAUAGUACACGUAUGAACCUUAUCAGAUUGCUAAGCGGAUAUAAAAGUCCCUUCGUUUCCGUUGCGUUCGGUGCUAACAAUAUAAUUUCGAGGAAAACCAUCCAUACUUUAACGUGUCAAAGCAAAAUGAAACUAAAGAGGGACGAAAUUCUACUACUGUUUGAUGUUGACGGAACAUUGACCAAACCGAGAGUAGUGAUCGAAGAUGACUUCAAGGAUUUUUUGUACAAGGAGGUUCAACCGAAGGCAACCAUCGGUCUGGUGGGAGGAUCCGAUUUAGAGAAAAUGUUUGAACAACUUAACGGCCGAGAGAUUCUGGACAAAUUCGACUUUGUCUAUCCGGAGAACGGACUGAUCCAAUAUGCGAAAGGAGUGGAAGUAGGACGAGUAUCGAUAGCGCAAUAUCUGGGAGAGGAUGUCUUGAAGCGGUUCAUCAAUUUCGUGCUGAGGUAUUUUUCGGAAUUAGAUAUCCCGAUCAAGAGAGGAACUUUCAUCGAGUUCAGAACUGGAAUGUUGAACGUUAGUCCCAUUGGAAGGAAUUGUUCAGCGAAGGAGCGCCAAGAAUUCUACGAGUAUGACAAUAAACACCAAAUUAGACAGCAGAUGAUUGAUGUCCUGAAGAAGGAAUUCAGUGAGGUGGAUUUGACUUACAGCAUCGGAGGACAAAUCAGCUUCGACGUGUUUCCGAAUGGAUGGGAUAAGACUUACUGUUUGAAACAUGCAACGGUGGGAACUAACUUUAAGGAAAUUCACUUUUUCGGCGACAAAACAGAUCCAGGUGGUAACGAUCAUGAAAUUUAUAGCGAUCCAAGAACGAUCGGACACAAAGUCACGUCACCCGAAGACACCAAACGGCAAUUGAAGGAACUUCUUGGAAUCUAAUGAUACUGCCAACUGUAAGAUAGCAAUCAUGUUUUAAUUUAGUAAUAAAGAACCUUUGUUUUGAAACAAUAAAAACACAAAGCCUAGCUUUAAGCCA